Molecule: messenger RNA, 1590 nt
Organism: Maudiozyma barnettii
Lineage: Eukaryota; Fungi; Ascomycota; Saccharomycetes; Saccharomycetales; Saccharomycetaceae
Gene: PSD1
Product: phosphatidylserine decarboxylase 1
Exons: 1
Coding region: 1-1590 (529 amino acids)
Biological process (GO): phosphatidylethanolamine biosynthetic process
Cellular component (GO): mitochondrion
Molecular function (GO): phosphatidylserine decarboxylase activity
Source: RefSeq, a predicted model, not a curated record
AUGCUGAAGAUAGUUCCGAUGAGAUCCGCGCUGAAGCAGGGGCAUACGAUAUUAAAAGGACGUAUUGCAAUGGUCAGUGGUAUUUCUACACCAAUGCAUUUGCGUAAUAGAACUGCUGUUUUGUUUAACAGAAGAUUUUCAAGGCAUUUUGCUCGUAAUGAACUAAGGAAAUCGAGUCCCUCAGAUAUCGUUAAAAAGGCUAAGAAUGCAGUCUCUACCAAAUCCGAUAAAAGAUUAUCCAUGAAGUGGGCCCUGUUAACAGGUGUCACAUUAGUAAUCGGUACUAUGAUUAUCGCCUCGAGAAACGACCGUUAUGGUAAAUUGGAUGUUGACGACGACGAUGAAAAUGAAGAGAACCAGUUGAAACAUAAAUACGGCUCUCGUGGGCAUUUUGCAACUUAUAAAGGCAUUAAGAUAUUUAAUAAUAAUUGGAUGUUUUUCUGUUAUUCGACAUUACCGUUGAAUGCAAUGUCGAGACUUUGGGGUCAAGUAAACUCUUUGACUCUUCCUAUGUGGUUGAGACCAAUUGGUUUCAAUUUCUACACUUCAUUAUUUGGUGUUAAACUUGAUGAAAUGGAAGACCCAGAUUUAUAUCACUACGCAAACUUAUCUGAGUUCUUCUAUAGAACAAUAAGACCAGAGACUAGACCUAUUGCUGAAGGAGACAAUAUUCUUGCCUCACCAAGUGAUGGUCAAGUCUUACAACUAGGUAUCAUCAAUUCAGAUACCGGUGAGAUUGAGCAAGUGAAAGGGCUAACUUAUUCUAUUAAAGAAUUUUUAGGUACUCACAACCACCCGAUGAUGAGUAAAAGUGAAUCAAAUCUAAAUUUAAAACAAGGCUCACAAGAUGAUAAAUUGGCAAGACUCCUAAAAUUGAAUGAAUCCAUGGAUAAUAUACAUGAGAACACAUCAAUAACUACAGAAACCAAGAUUCCUCAGGAUGGUCAUGUUAUAAAGUUUAAGGAUGAAGGUGAUACAGCUGUUGUUAAGGGUAAUGAUAUAUCCGCUACAAAGAAGGUAAAAUUGUUGAAUGAGCUCGCUUUGAAUAUUCCACGUUAUAGAUUGUUCAAGACAGAUCCAUCACAAAAUAUUCAAUUAUAUUUUGCAGUGAUUUACUUAUCUCCGGGUGAUUAUCAUCAUUAUCAUUCUCCGGUUGAUUGGGUAUGUAAACAAAGACGUCAUUUCCCUGGUGAUCUAUAUUCGGUAGCACCAUACUUCCAAAAGAAUAUGCCUAAUCUGUUUGUACUAAAUGAGCGUGUGGCAUUAUUAGGCUAUUGGAAAUAUGGGUUUUUCAGUAUGACCCCUGUUGGUGCCACCAACGUUGGUUCUAUUAAAUUGAACUUUGACGAGAAGCUGGUUACAAACGUAAAGAGAAGAUCACACAUUGAACCACACACCUGUUAUGAAGCUACCUAUAAGAAUGCUAGUUCAAUUCUAGGUGGUAUGCCUUUAGAGAAAGGUGAAGAAAUGGGUGGUUUCAAAUUGGGGAGUACAGUGGUUCUUUGUUUUGAGGCACCCUCGGACUUUGAGUUCAACGUGAAGGUAGGCGAUAAGGUUAAAAUGGGUCAAAAUAUCGGUGAAACAAAAUAA